UUGAAGGCGUAAGAACGUUAUCCAGAGUUUUGCAGCUUUGGUACCGUUUCGUGACUUGCGUGACACACAGGGAACCCAACAACAAGAGGUGGCCUGGGAACUUAGUGGAAUCAAAAUGGCGGACGAAGCGGUGCUUGUUUGGUGUGACGUGCGUAAAAAUAUUGGCGUUUUACAAUUUAUACUUGGGUUAAGAGAACCAGGAAAGGCGGAUAAUAAUAAUCCUGAGUGUAUUAAUGCAGAAGCCGUUGAAAUAACAGUGAAAAGGGAUGGUGUCGUUGUGAAAAAGAAUGAAGAAUUAAAUGGACAAUCGAGUAAAGGGAAAAAAGCAACAAAGUCUUCGAAGCAAUGUCGUAUUUUAUUUCAAGAUGUAAUAAUAGAUCCUUUGAGUUGCAAUGGGCUGUCUCUAGUACAGGACAAAGAGCUUCAAAUGAGACUAAGAAUAAGCAUAGAUGACUCAUCUAGUGUGCCAAAUAUAUUCUCACAAACAAAUGAAUAUGACGUACAACUGGAUGAAGAAAGACAAGGUCUAAAGAGGAGACCUGUAGAGAUGCGCUGUAAAAUGUGUUUGGAUAGCAUUACCGAAAACAUGCAAUUUGAUAGGGUUCUUGAAUUGCCAUCAGAACUAUGGCAACAGACAUCUCUAAAUCUUUGUUGCCAUGGCACUGUAACCAAUCUGCCGUCACUACAAGAAGGAUCAUUAAACCCUGCCGAGACAGACUGUUUACUGGGCAGUUAUUUUAUUUUACUUCAUGUGAAUGCCUUCAAAUCAAAACAUCUAGAUUCUAUGGGUAGUAGAGUCAUCAAGUGUCACAGAUGUGGCUGGUCUAUAGGCGAUUUAGUUCUGCAACACGACGGCAGCAGUGAAUUUCAAGUCAAGUGCGUAAGAAUCAACAAACAUGCAGUAACAACUUCUUUGGGUGUUGAUAAUAUCUUUAGAGAAUAUACCACAGAGCUGUACUUGUCCAGGUUGUUGCUGUCUAAGCUACAAGGAAGAGUGAACUUCAAAUUCCUGGUCAAAAGUGCAAGAGAGAAAGAAACUAGGCAAUCCUGUGCAAUAUUAUGGAUUCUCAAUUCUAAUGCUGCAGUUCUUACAAAUGUACCCAAUAAAUACAUAGAUGGUUGUAUUAUUGAUAAAAGUAACGAGAAUAGCAAAGAAAUGAAAGCUAAGUUAAUGAAAGGAGUGAAGAUUUUAUACAAGGUUUUUCUGAGCAGUACAGAUGAAGAAAUUAAAAUUCUACCAGGAAGAUCAACUAUGGAGACAUUAGACUUACCACAAGAAGAGUUCUUUCAACUUGUCCUUCUUCUUACUUCAAGUACACACACCAUGCCACCAUCACAACGAAAAGUAGACGAGUUUACUGUUGGUUAUCUGAAGACUUGAUGCACAGACAAUGAAACCAAAACCAAAAGACUGUGAAAUAUUUUUUAUUUCAAAUAUAUAAAUACCUAUGGAUUCAUGAUUAGUGUUUAUAACAAUCAACCCC
Molecule: messenger RNA, 1484 nt
Organism: Actinia tenebrosa (Australian red waratah sea anemone)
Lineage: Eukaryota; Metazoa; Cnidaria; Anthozoa; Actiniaria; Actiniidae
Product: E3 ubiquitin-protein ligase E3D
Biological process (GO): protein polyubiquitination; protein monoubiquitination; proteasome-mediated ubiquitin-dependent protein catabolic process
Cellular component (GO): cytosol; nucleus; ubiquitin ligase complex
Molecular function (GO): ubiquitin conjugating enzyme binding; ubiquitin protein ligase activity; cyclin binding
Source: RefSeq, a predicted model, not a curated record